GUUCGCCAUGGCAACGGCCCGAAUCAAUUAUUUAUUUAUAAACAAAUUCAUGUUGUAGGAAAUUCACGACGUGCGGCCGUUGAAAUUCUAAGUGUCUACAUUUGUCUCGUGUUCGUCCAAAAUUGUACGUGUACAAUGGCUUGCGAAGGCCCUUUAGUCGACACCCUGAAAAAUAUGAUAUGCAGCUUGGAGGGGCCACCAUGUCCGGACUGUCCCGGGGUCCCUUACUGUCCAGCACCCCAAUCACCGCCUCACAUAAUGUGCUGCCACGUCCGCCCGCCACCCAUAUGCGCCCCCACGUCCCCCGAGCCCGUCAAACCCCUUCGAUUGCCCUGCCAGGAUCCCCCAGUACGCAAGAUGACCCGCUACGAGGGCGACAUGGUGCGCUUCAACAACUUCUACAACAACUACAACAUCGACUGGCGCGCCGACUCGCCCUGCGACUUCGACCCGAACUGGGUGGAUCCCCGGGCGAACAUGAAGUGCGCCAUCGGCGUGACGGUGGACGGCAAGUGUCCCUAUUUUCCCAAGUGCAAGAAGCCGCCCUGCUGCGACAAGGGUUGCCCCACGGGCUUCCAGCCCGUCCGGAUGAGAUUGACGCCGCCCGCCGACCGGCAUCCGUGCGGCUUGUGGUGCGGCGAGCUGUACAAGUGCAUCGUGCCGCCGCGCCGUUGCGUCAAGGGCAAAUUCGUGCCGGCCCUGCCCUGUUGCCGGUUCUGUUGCAUCCACACCAACGAUCACAAGUGCAAGGCUAGCUGUUUUAGUCGCUAGAGGGCGCGCGCGGCCCCGAAGGGGCUCGAUUUUGAAGCUGGGGUUCCGUUGCUGCAUUUGGAUAGUUUCAACAAGUUCGAAUUGUUGGAGCCGGGUCAUUUGCGGCAACGGAUUGAAAGAGGUUUUUUUUUUGGUGUAAAAAAUUUACUGACUUUAUCGGCUGAAAUCUUCAAUGUGAUUGAAUGUAAAUGUGUUCCGAGCAACUAAGCAUUUUUUUAUGAUUGAUAUUGAUUGACUAGGUUUGAAAGGGUAACGAUAUGGUACAAUAUUUUUGAGGCUGAGACGAGUUUAAAUAUUUUGAUCGAGUUGUUCAGAGAUAACAGCUAAAUAUUCGUUUUAAUUGCAAUACUUUGAUAAAUUAAUUUCUGAAUAGCUUGGUUCAAUUUGUGUGCAUUGAAGAUAUUGUUUUUUUUUAUUUGUACAUAGAUUUGUGUUGAAUAAUGCGGUUAGUAGAAAGUUAUUUUGCACAAUUUUAUGUAAUUUCGCGACAGUUUUUUUAAAAAGUAUUUUUUGUAAAUUUUGUGGUAAUCCCUUAUUGUAGGUUGUAAAUGUUAAGUAUGAAAUUGAUUAAGUUACGGUUAAGUAUUUUUAGGUUUUUAAAAUAAUUUUAAUUUCAAUUUAGUUUCUCAAAACAAAGGGUUAUUUUUUAGAAGCUCAAUAGAAGCGUUUAGUUAUUAAAAAUUUUAUGAAAAAUCGACGAAUUUAUGAACGUGCUGUAACCACGCACGUUUGUAAAGUUAUCUUCGGUUUUUCGCCAUUGUUGAAUCAAAAUUUUGAUUGGUUUUUUUGGAAUAUUUUUUUCAUUUUUUAUCUGUAGCUUAAGAUGUGAACGUUCUUUAGAUUCUUACAAAUUUAGGCAACUUUUUUGUUGUAAAUGUAUAGGCCUCAAAAAAUAAGUCAUUUUAACAAAGUAAUUCAUCACACAAUCCUUUAUGCGUUUCUCGAAUUGUAAAUAACACAAACAUUUUUACCGUUAUCAUAAAAUUCUCUCAGCCUCAAUUUCAUACAACUACCUAGAAAUUCAAUAAUAGUCGAAUUUUAUUGAAUUUUAAAUUAGGUACAUGAUUUUUCUAUUGUUGUUCUACAGGUAUUCUGGUAUAAUCGAUAUAAAUCCUGAAGAAAUGUUCUAGUUGCUUGCCGAAUUUUUCAUUAAAUGAAUGCUUGUUUGGUAAAUAAACAUGUUCGGUGUAA
Molecule: messenger RNA, 1962 nt
Organism: Phyllotreta striolata
Lineage: Eukaryota; Metazoa; Arthropoda; Insecta; Coleoptera; Chrysomelidae
Source: the annotation of a GenBank genome assembly